AGGUUGGUGGAGGGCGGGGGGUCAAGGUGUUGUUGUCGGGGGGCCCCGGAAGGCUGGAUCUUCUCACCUCCUUUGAAGCUAUCGCAAAGAAGGGUGCCAACUUGGAUUUGCCCAUCCUGGACACAAGUAGGGUGAGAUCCACUGGAUCUCACCAUCGUUAAGGCAGAAAAACGUGCCACCCAGUUCCCUUUCAGCUGGGCUGUGCGGUGGGAGAAGCCAGCCUUCUCACACCAGGUUGGGUCUAUUGCCUUCCCAUUAGACACUGCUGACCUAACAAUUAUUGGCAGUAUUGAGCACCUUCCCCGUAGACCUUGAGCUGAAACAAGAAGCCACUGGCUGGUUGAAGGAGGUUUGAGGCAGCACACAAGACUUCAAUCAUGGUUGAACAUUCGGCCUCCACGCCCUACGUCUCUGUGAUGGACCAGUAUGGUUACCAGGUCGGCAAAGUGAUCGGCCACGGUUCCUACGGGACCGUCUACGAAGCCUAUUUUGCCAAGCAGAAGACGAUGGUGGCCAUCAAAAUCAUCUCCAAGAAGAAGGCCUCGGAGGAUUACCUCACCAAAUUCCUGCCGAGGGAGAUACAGGUUGUUAUUCUCAUGGUGCCGCGUGGAUACCCCUUCCAGCCCUGAGCUUUUCCAUAGGGCACUUCGCUGUGGGCUCGGGAAUGUGUGUUUUGAGCAUCCUCGUGACGUCACCCCCAUCCAAAUGCUGCUCUGAAUUUCUUGCCCCCCGUUUAAUCCAGAUUUGCUGUGUCCUUUGGGAAAUCUAAGAGAUUUGUGGGUUUGUUGUUGUUGUUUAGUCGUUUAGUUGUGUCCGACUCUUCAUCACCCCCUGGACCAGAGCACACCAGGCACCCCUGUCUUCCACUGCCUCCCGCAGUUUGGUCAAACUCAUGCUGGUAGCUUGGAGAACACUGUCCAACCAUCUCGCCCUCCGACAUCCCCUUCUCCUUGUGCCCUCCAUCUUUCCCAACAUCAGGGUCUUUUCCAGGGAGUCUUCUCUUCUCUUUUUUAAAAAAAUAAUUUUUAUUAACCGACCAAUCAAAUCAAAUCAAAUCACAUCACAUAAAUUCCGAAUUACAAAGCCGAAUUUUGAUUUUUUUCGUUGGGGGGACCCAUAUUUCAAGUUCCAAAGGGGAUUCCAAUCAUCUUCUUGCUGCUGCGUUAAUAUCCACAAAUCUGUCCAAAUAAUGUUCAUAAUUCUAUCUAGUCCUAUCUUGCUGUUCCCACAUCUCAUCUUGUUCGUAUAUUUUUCUUUUUUUCUUUAUGAUCUCUGAUAAUCUCCUUAAGCAGGUAAACACCAGUUAUAAUCCUGUGUGAAUUUUUCUGUUCGUCCAAUCAUCAUGUCGAGAUGGUUUCCAUAUAUCAUCACUUUCAUAAAUAAAAGCACUCUUUCCAUCAUUAGUCUCGCAAAUCUGUCGCCUUCUUUAGUCCCUCUGAGGAGGCUCACCCACAAUAUGAAAACAGAUCUAUUCCUCCUCCCAGACAUAAGUCUUUCGACAGAACUUGCCAAAAUGGCGACACUAUUUUUUGCUGCGUCAUUCCAAAGCUCUUAUACUUUCCACGAUCUCCUUAAAACAUGCUUUGGUUAGAAAAUUAUCUCCACACAGUCUUAAAUCCUCAGCUUAAGUCAUUUAAACGGCAUUUCUGACUUGUGACUUGGGGGGGGGGGAUUCUUGGUUAAUCACAUAGAGAAAAGAAAGGAAAGUUCCCCCCCCCAUCCAGUCCCGUUGCCGAACAUACCGAGCCUUGGUGUGUCUUCUCAUGAUUUAUUCCUGUUCCUCCGACCCGUCUUGUUUCUCAGAGAUCUCUUCGGUUAGCAGUCUUUACUCCCCAUUCUUCCUUGAAAUAUGUGCAUUAGCUUCCUCCUAAUUGUUUCUUUUGAAGUUGCUGCAGCUAGAGGCGCGAAUCAGAGACAGCGUCCAGAAGCGCCGAAGUCCGCACAAGGGCUUUCUGCCUAGUGCCCCCACCCCCUCAAGUUCGGGGGUGGUGUAGGGCACAGCAGGCAAGGGCAGUCCCCCCCCCACACGCUUGGGGGGGGCAGGAGGCUGUUUACUCCCAUCAUAGCCUCUUAAUUACCUCGUGUGGGUCGGAGAGAUGUUAUUGUCAGCCAUCUUCCAAUGCGCCCCUAGUGCCCCCCCCGGGAGUCUUCUCUUCUCAUGAGGAGGCCAAAGUCUUGGAGCCUCAGCUUCAGGAUCUGUCCUUCCAGUGAGCACCCAGGGCUGAUUUCCUUCAGAAUGGAUACGUUUGAUCUUCUUGCAGUCCAUGGGACUCUCAAGAGUCUCCUCCAGCACCAGAAUUCAAAAGCAUCAAUUCUUCGGCUAUCAGCCUUCUUUAUGGUCCAGCUCUCACUUCCAUACAUCACUACUGGGAAAACCAUAGCUUUAACUAUACAGACCUUUGCUGGCAAGGUGAUGUCUCUGCUUUUUAAGAUGCUGUCUAGGUUUGCCAUCGCCUUUCUCCCAAGGAGCAGGCGUCUUUUAAUUUCGUGACUGCUGUCACCAUCUGCAGUGAUCAUGGAGCCCAAGAAAGUAAAAUCUCUCACUGCCUCCAUUUCUUCCCCUUCUAUUUGCCAGGAGGUGAUGGGAGCAGUGGCCAUGAUCUUCGUUUUUUUGAUGUUGAGCUUCAGACCAUAUUUUGCGCUCUCCUCUUUCACCCUCAUUAAAAGGUUCUUUAAUUCCUCCUCACAAAGAGAUUUGUGGGAGGAACAGCAAAAUGGCACAUCCAGAUUAAACAGGGUGGGCAAUAUGGGAUGGCGUUUUGAUGAGGACACUGUGAAAAAUUUGCGCAAGCAGCACCGAGUUAUAAAUAAACUACUGGCGGGGAAGACAACCUACUUUUAUGGUGACAUCUUAGAGUGGUUCCCAAACUUUCUUCCCCAUGGACCACUUGAAAAUUGAGGAGGGUCUUCCUCACAGACCACAUGAUUGUUUUUCUGCUUCUUGCAGCAGUUGUAAUGAGCUGUGUGCUAGAUGCAGUACGAUUUUUAUUGUUAUUCUUUUAUUUCUUAAGCAUUUCCUGUUCUGCUGUUUUACCAUUUUGGCCCUCGUAGAAUUCAAAUUGCAACACGAAACGGAGAGAUUGAAAAAUGCAGUUAAAAAUCCACAUGAAUACCGUAUUUUUCGCUCUAUAAGAUGCACCAGACCACAAGACGCACUUAGUUUUUGGAGGAGGAAAACAAGAAAAAAAAUAUUCUGAAUCUCAGAAGCCAGAACAGCAAGAGGGAUCGCUGCGUAGUGAAAGCAGCAAUCCCUCUUGCUGUUCUGGCUUCUGAGAUAGCUGCGCAGCCUGCAUUCGCUCCAUAAGAUGCACACACAUUUCCCCUUACUUUUUAGGAGGGAAAAAGUGAGUCUUAUAGAGCAAAAAAAUACGGUAUUUUGUGCGAGGGCUGUGCCGUCUCCCGUCUUUAGCUGUGAAUGCCACAGACGAGCCACAGACCACCUAAAGUCCUAAACGAAGCUUGUGGACCACUGGAGGAGGGGCAGAGUUGUGGACUGCAAUUUUGAGGACAUACCAGAGGAGUCAAGAGAUGGCAAUCUUUUCUCGGUGCUAAAUUUCUGUUAUCAAGAGAACAGAAUAAACCCCACAUUCUUACUAGUGCGAGCCACAGGAGAUCUGAAAUCAGAAACCCUUCCCAGCUGCCCCUGGCUUCAAUGUAAUGUUGACUUUGGGCUUUAUGGCUUUGCAUAUGUUAAUUUCCUUUCCCCUUUUGAAGAACAAACAUUGCUUAUUGACAGAUCCUAGAGGUCGAUUGAAGGCUCUGGCUGGAUAGUUUUCCAUUUGCUGGAGCUAUGGGGAAACUGGGCAGCGGAGUCUGAGAUCCCAUCUGCGCUGCACAUUGUUAUAGAACAAACUCGGGUUAUUCUUUUGCAACCCAACUCUGCAUCGAGAGAUUUCAGUGACCCUAAGUUUGUUUUUGGUCAAGGGGGAAAUGUGUGGAGGUAGGAACCAGUGGAAGGAAAGCAAGGGAGAUCUUUAUUUGUCUGUUGCAUCACAGCCCCCCUUCCCCCCUUGCAAGGACCCAGAACAAAGGUGUCUAACAGCUUUUAAAGACUAGAAAUUGCCCAACCCCUUAGCCAAAGACCACCCAAAAGCAUCAUAUAAGCCUCACAGAAAGAGGCGGUUUGCAACAGAAAUCUGAGUGCAUGGCUUGUCUCCUGUCUGUCAAGAUACCUGAUAAUGUUUUACUGACGUUCUUUUAAAUGACAAACACCCAAGUUUCUGAAACCAUUGUCACAGACCUCCCCUAUUUAUGCACAAAAUGUGCUCUUUUCACUGGAUUUGUAAGUGAAAAGAACUUACUGGGAGAGGUUUUUCCAAGAUGUUUCCUUCUGCAGAGAAAUAUUUGGGGUCAUUAAGAGUCAAGAUGGUUUCUGGAGUGCUCUCCUGUACUAUUUCAGACACGCGGAUUACAGUGGUACCUUGUGGUACGCUUCAGGUUACAGACUCCGCUAACCCAGAAAUAGUACCUCGGGUUAAGAACUUUGCUUCAAGAUGAGAACAGAAAUCGUGCUCCGGCGGCGCGGCAGCAGCAGGAGGCCCUAUUAGCUAAAGUGGUGCUUCAGGUUAAGAACAGUUUCAGGUUAAGAACGGACCUCUGGAGCGAAUUAAGUAUGUAACCAGAGGUACCACUGUAUGUGUUUAUGGAUGAGUGUUUUAGCUUGUGCACUUAUGAACGUUUCUGUUUUAUUUACGACACCUUAAAAUUGUUAUAACACAGAUAAAGUGGAAUCAUGCCAUGGAUUUUAAAGUCAUGGCUUCUCAACAAAGAAUUCUGGGAAUUGUAUUUUGCUAAGGGGGCUGAGAAUGGUUGGGAGUCUCGGAGCUACAAUUCCCAGAGCAGUUUAACAGCCAAUCCCUCUUCACAGGUGUUAUAAGAAAAAUACUGCUCCUUUUCCCUUUUGGGGUAUUCCAGAGCCCGUACAGAGUCCUUAAGUAGGUUCUCUAUCGGUAGGAGAAAAUAGGGCCAAGCAGAGAAUGUUGUUAUUUAGUUGUUUAGUCGUGUCCGACUCUUCGUGACCCCAUGGACCAGAGCAUGCCAGGCACUCCUGUCUUCCACUGCCUCCCGCAGUUUGGUCAAACUCAUGCUGGUAGCUUCGAGGACACUGUCCAACCAUCUCGUCCUCUGUCGUCCCCUUCUCCUUGUGCCCUCCAUCUUUCCCAACAUCAGGGUCUUUUCCAGGGAGUCUUCUCUUCUCAUGAGGUGGCCAAAGUAUUGGAGCCUCAGCUUCAGGAUCUGUCCUUCCAGUGAGCACUCAGGGCUGAUUUCCUUCAGAAUGGAGAGGUUUGAUCUUCUUGCAGUCCAUGAGACUCUCAAGAGUCUCCUCCAGCACCAGAAUUCAAAAGCAUCCAUUCUUCGGCGAUCAGCCUUCUUUAUGGUCCAGCUCUCACUUCCAUACAUCACUACUGGGAAAACCAGAGCUUUAACUAUACAGACCUUGAUCUUUAUUAAGUGUUGCAACAGGCAUUUGAAAUUUCCUCCCCUGUAGCUCAAGACCACCCCCCAAAAAAUCAUACAUCAGUGAAGGGGUGAUCUACACCAGAAAACCUUUUUGCCAGGAUACCUGAUAAUGGUCACCGAUUCCUUUUUCCUGAGCUUCCUGGCCAUUGCUUUGAGAUGGUAAAUAGUUUAGUUCCUGAAAUCUCUUACAUAUAUUGAUAGUUUCCUCAGCUUAACAGAUAGCGGUACUUCCAGGCUGUAUUUGCAAAGGGAGGUGUAUGCCCCUGAAGUCCAAAGACAACUGGAAUGCUUUUCCCAUUUCCUUCCUCCUUGCAAGGAAGUAUUUGAGGUCAAUUUGGGAGAGUCAAAAUGGCUCCAGGGUUGCUCUCCUGUACUGUUUCAGACACUAUACUUAUGCUUGUGUGUAUGCCUUAUACAUUUGUGAACAUUUAUUUUACAGUAUAUCUUAGACCUUAUACAGUGGUACCUCAGGUUAAGUACUUAAUUCUUUCCGGAGGUCCGUACUUAACCUGAAACUGUUCUUAACCUGAAGCACCACUUUAGCUAAUGGGGCCUCCUGCUGCCUCUGUGCUGCCAGAGCACAAUUUCUGUUCUCAUCCUGAAGCAAAGUUCUUAACCUGAAGCACUAUUUCUGGGUUAGCAGAGUUUGUAACCUGAAGCAUAUAUAACCUGAAGCGUAUGUAACCUGAGGUACCACUGUAAUUCUCAUAACAAUGGGAAUUCUGGAAAUUGUAGGUCAGGGAGGGAAAUUGGGUCUCCCAACAAUUCUCAGCACCCUUAAAAAGGUAAAGGGACCCCUGACCAUUAGGUCCAGUCGUGGCCGACUCUGGGGUUGCGGCGCUCAUCUCGCUCUAUGGGUCGAGGGAGCCGGCGUACAGCUUCCGUGUCACGUGGCCAGCAUGACUAAGCCGCUUCUGGCAAACCAGAGCAGCGCACGGAAAUGCCGUUUACCUUCCCGCUGGAGUGGUACCUAUUUAUCUACUUGCACUUUGACGUGCUUUCGAGCUGCUAGGUUGGCAGGAGCAGGGACCGAGCAACGGGAGCUCACCCCGUCGCAGGGAUUCGAAACGCUGACUUUCUGAUCGGCAAGUCCUAGGCUCUGUGGUUUAACCCACAGCGCCACCCACAUUUCCCAGGAUUCUUUGGGGGAAACCAUGAACGAUUAAAGGGCCAUGAGGCUGCUUUGAAUACAUAGGGCAGGCAGGGCUUAAGUGUACACGACAUAGUCCCCUCUGCAGGGAGGUGGGACCGAUUCGGAUGGUCCGCUGCCGCCACUUAAUAGAUCCAAAUGGUUUCCAGAGAGUGGUAGGGGAUGCUUUCUCCCAUGUUGAUGGCCCGCUGGAAUGUGGAGUUAACCAGGGCUAUUGACUGUUUGGCUCCGAAGCGCCCUCUCCGAUUGCAUGGAGCCCGGACAGCCCUGUGGUUUUCCACGGAUCUGAGGGCAAUGAAACAAUCGUUGAGACGGCUAGAGCGCCGGUGGCGGAUAACUCAUUCCGAAUCUGACCGGACACAGGUUAGAACUCAACGUCGAGCCUACCAAGUGACGAUAGCGACGGCGAAGAAGACCUUCUUCGCCGCCUCUAUUGCAUCUGCAGAAAACAGCAGCAGGAGACUUUUUCAGGUGGUUCACAAUUUAGCGGAACCACCUGCGACAUCGGGGCCCAGCACGGGCCACAUGAUCUCCUGCAAUGAUUUUGCAAAGUUUUUUGCAGAUAAAAUCGCUCAGAUUCGGGAAGAAGUAGACUCCACCGUGGGAGCAGGGCCAGGGCGGGAGAGUGCUAGAGUCCUGUCUAGUCAAGUUGUGUGGAAUCAAUUCCAAUCUGUUACCUCCGAGGAUGUGGACAGGCUGCUUGGACGAGUGAAGCCAACCACCUGUCUCCUGGAUCCUUGCCCAUCCUGGCUUAUAAAAGCUAGCCGGGAAGGACUGGGCGAUGGGCUUCGUGGGGUGGUGAAUGCUUCCCUCUGUGAGGGAGCCUUCCCAGACCCGCUGAAAGAGGCGGUUAUUAAACCGCUUCUUAAAAACCAUCUUUAGAUGCGGCCACGAUAGCCAACUAUCGCCCAGUCUCAAAUCUUCCAUUCUUGGGCAAGGUGAUUGAGCGAGUGGUUGCUGAACAACUCCAGGCACGCCUGGAAGAAGCGGACCAUUUGGAUCCCUUCCAGUCGGGAUUCAGGGCUCAUCAUGGGACUGAAACUGCCUUGGUCGCACUGGUUGAUGAUCUCCGGCGGGCUAGGGACAAAGGUGAGAGCUGUUUCCUAGUUCUGCUGGAUCUCUCAGCGGCGUUUGAUACCAUCGACCAUAACAUCCUUCUGGACCAUCUUGAGGGGCUGGGAGCUGGGGGCACUGUCAGACAGUGGUUCCGCUUCUUCCUCCUGGGCUAUGUUCAGAAAGUGGUGGUGGGGGAUGAGUGUUCAGACCCCUGGGCUCUCACUUGUGGGGUGCUCUGUCCUUUCCCCCAUGCUUUUCAACAUUUACAUGCAGCCGCUGGGGGAGAUCAUCAGGAGGUUUGGGCUGGGUCUUCAUCAGUAUGUGGAUGAUACCCAGCUCUACCUCUCUUUUAAAUCAGAACCAGUGAAGGCGGUGAAGGUCCUGUGUGAGUGUCUGGAGGCGGUUGGAGGAUGGAUGGCGGCUAACAGAUUGAGGUUGAAUCCUGACAAGACAGAAGUACUGUUUUUGGGGGACAGGAGGCGGGCAGGUGUGGAGGAUUCCCUGGUCCUGAAUGGGGUAACUGUGCCCCUGAAGGACCAGGUGCGCAGCCUGGGAGUCAUUUUGGACUCACAGCUGUCCAUGGAGGCACAGGUCAAAUCUGUAUCCAGGGCAGCUGUUUACCAGCUCCAUCUGGUACGUAGGCUGAGACCCUAUCUGCCUGCAGACUGUCUCGCCAGAGUGGUGCAUGCUCUGGUUAUCUCCUGCUUGGACUACUGCAAUGCGCUCUACCUGGGGCUACCUUUGAAGGUGACCCGGAAACUACAACUAAUCCAGAAUCGGCAGCUAGACUGGUGACUGGGAGCGGCCGCCGAGACCAUAUAACACUGGUCUUGAAAGACCUACAUUGGCUCCCAGUACGUUUCCAAGCUCAAGUCAAAGUGUUGGUGCUGACCUUUAAAGCCCUAAACGGCCUCGGCCCAGUAUAUCUGAAGGAGCGUCUCCUCCCCCAUCGUUCUGCCCGGACACUGAGGUCCAGCUCCAAGGGCCUUCUGGCGGUUCCCUCACUGCGAGAGGCCAAGUUACAGGGAACCAAGCAGAGGGCCUUCUCGGUAGUGGCGCCCACGCUGUGGAACGCCCUCCCAUCAGAUGUCAAAGCGAUAAACAACUACCUGACAUUCAGAAGACAUCUGAAGGCAGCCCUGUUCAGGGAAGUUUUUAAUAUGUGACAUUUUAGUGUAUUUUUCAUCUUUGUUGGAAGCCGCCCAGAGUGGCUGGGGAAACCCAGCCAGAUGGGCGGGGUACAAAUAAUAAAUUAUUAUUAUUAUAUUAUUAUUAUAGUUUUAAAGCACACCUCAAAGAAUUAUGGGAAGUGUAGUUUCUUCUGGGUACUGAGAUUUCUAGGGUAACCUCUGCUCCCCCUCAGGGAGCUACAAUUCUCAAAGUGGUUAAACAAUUGAUCCCAGGGAACUCUGGGAAUCGUAGUUCUGUGAAGGGAAUCGGUCCCAGACAUGUUUCAAUCUGUCAGUAACUUUUUCUGCUAAUCCAUUUCACAAGACGUUGGCACAUGAUCUGUUCACGGAAAGUCCAGCCUUAGUCUUCUAACAUUUGCUGUUUCAUUGUCUCGCUGCCACCAUAAAAUAUAUUAUCGGGUCUUUGCCAAGCCACCAUAAAAUAUAUUAUCAGGUCAUUGCCGAGGCAACUUUGAGUUGCUUCCGUCAACAAAAGUAUAUAAAGCUAAUAUGGUUGGGCGUCGACAUUUUUUACUAUAAAACUUCCUGCCUGACUAGCACGGGAUGCAACCCCAAGAAUAAAUGUUGAAACAUGCAACUCUGAAUCCCCCAAGCAAAUAAAGGAAUAUUUGUACAACCUCAGCAGGCGUAAUAUAGUUCAGCCUAAAGCUUUGUAGUAUAAAAAAAAAGUUUCACAAGUACUGGCAGGGGUAGCAGUGAGUGGAAGGGGCACAGUGGUGUCAGAUGUGGGCAAAUCAAUUCCCCCCAUAUAACAAAAAGCAAACAACACCAUAAAAACAGUCCUGUUGUUGUUGUUGUUGUUUUUAUUGUUGUUGUUGUUAUUAGAAUUUAUAUACUGCCCUAUACCCGCAGGUCUCAGGGCGGUUUACAGAAUAAAAUCAAAAUAUAAAACCACAAAAACAAAAAUCAAAACCAAUAACAACUUAAACCCCUGUCUCCCAUAUGACAAGAGAUGUAAAAUUUCUGGAAAUUUUGAAGCCACAAGGGGGAAAAAAAAUUCCUCCCUCCCUGUUUUUUCCUGGGAAAAAUAGAAUUUUUUGAGGGGGGGGGCUUUAAAAGUUCAGUGUGGAGUAGUUUUACAAAUUGUGUGAAACACAGUGUAUAUGAAAGUAUUAUGCUUGCAACAAAACAGGUAACCACGCCCCUUUCCCUCAAAAGCAACAAAAAAAGCAAGAAACCGUCAACAUAAAAAAUAAUCAGAUUUGCCCCGUAGCACCAAAAGCAAAUAAAAUUCAGGUCCACCUCAAUAUUUAAGCUCCAUAGAAGGUCUACCCUUUGAGUAGUGCUUGGGGGGGGGGGGAAGAAACAGAAGAAACCGUUUGACUUCCAAAACGUUCAGAAACCAAAGCGUUGCUUUUGAUUGGCUGCAGGAAGCUCCUGCAGCCAAUCGGAAGCCGCACUGGACAUUUGGCUUCUGAAAAUCGUUAGAAAACCCGAAUCCUCACUUCCGGGUUUCAGUCGUUUGGGAGCCGAUUUGUUUGGGAGCCAAGGCGUUCGAGAUCCAAGGUCCGACUGUAUAUUAACAUAAUCAACCCAUAUGUCCAAACAGAUAUUGAAACAAGACUGAGGGUUGCAAAAUAUACAUGGAGAAGGCAGUCAGAUCUUCAGGCCAAUGAGUAGUCGAUGUUGUUGUUGUUUAGUCGUUUAGUGUCCGACUCUUCGUGACCCCCUGGACCAGAGCAUGCCAGGCACUCCUGUCUUCCACUGCCUCCCGCAGUUUGGUCAAACUCAUGCUGGUGGCUUUGAGAACACUGUCCCACCAUCUCGUUCUCUGUCAUCGCCUUGUCCUUGUGCCCUCAAUCUUUCCCAACAUCAGGGUCAUUUCCAGGGAGUCUUCUUCUCUUCUCAUGAGGUGGCCAAAGUCUUGGAGCCUCAGCUUCAGGAUCUGUCCUUCCAGUGAGCACUCAGGGCUGAUUUCCUUCAGAAUGGAGAGGUUUGAUCUUCUUGCAGUCCAUGGGACUCUCAAGAGUCUCCUCCAGCACCAGAAUUCAAAAGCAUCAAUUCUUCAGCGAUCAGCCUUCUUUAUGGUCCAGCUCUCACUUCCAUACAUCGCUACUGGGAAAACCAUAGCUUUAACUAUACGGACCUUUGUUGGCAAGGUGGUAGUCGAUAGUGGAUAUUUAUUCCUCCAGCCUCAUAAUAUAACUCUUUUUGUGACCAUAAGAUUUCGCAGGAUCCACUUCCAGUUCCCAUCUGUUAGCCCCUAGGUUAUAAUGCGAACACCUGCAUACCUCAAGGGUUUUUCUGAAACAAAUUUAAUCCGGAUCCUUUCUGACAAAGCGCAUGUUUCACCUUGCCCUCCAGGUGAUGAAAACCCUGCGCCACAAAUACGUGAUCAGUUUCUACCAGGCUAUCGAGACCACCUCUCGCCACUACAUCAUCAUGGAGCUGGCACCCUGUGGCGACGUCCUGGAGUGGAUCCAGAAAUCGGGAGCUUGUUCUGAGGCCCUGGCCGGGAAGUGGUUUUCUCAGCUGUCUCUGGGGAUCGCCUAUCUGCACGGCAAGGGCAUCGUGCACCGGUGAGUAAAUGGAGGAAAUGUCGAUAGGCAGUCCUCAAAGCUACCUGUAGAAACAGCUACUUUUAAGACUUGGGCUGUGUGUGCACCAGAUCUACUGUAUACAUGUCAUAUUCAAAGCACACACAGCUGGCUGGUGUUCAGAAGCACUUCCUGUCUGCCUCCUUGGCAUACCUGUCAACUUACAGAUUUGAAAAUCAGGGACCAGCAGCCUCGAAAAUAAGGGAUCAGCAGCCAAAAUAAGGGAUUUUCUGGGCACAGGUAUGUUCAACUUCUGAGCCCCUCCGAGCCAAAGGCAGAAAGCCCAGCCAGCAGCCAAACGAAGCCUCAAGCGGUGGUUCCCACAGGGCAGCAACCCGGCAAAGGGGAUGCAGCAAGGGAAACCACCGUCACCUCUCCGCUGGGAAGCGCUGAGCAAAGGCAACGCGGCCGAUUUGAUCGGCACAAGGCAUGCAGGCUCUACCCCCCAGUCAUUCUUAUUGGGUGAGCAACGCAGCCAGGCAACACAGUUGGAGCCUCCCUCCUCCCUGGCCGGCAGGGAGGGAGGGAGAGGAGCUGCUUCCUUUGAAACCCUGGAAAUUUAAGGGACAUCAUCAAUAAGGGACAGCAGCGGGACACGGCGCUGGGAUAAGGGAGUUUCCCGCCAAAUAAGGGACGGUUGACAGCUAUGCUCCUUGGAGGCUGAGAACAGCUAUCCUGGCUAGUAGCCAUCAACAGCCCUCGAUUCCUGGCUGGCUCGCCAAAUCGUUAUAAGAAAAAACUGCUCCCUUUUCCUUAUAGGGUACCCAAGAGCCCAAACAGCAGGGGUAGGCAACCUAAGGCCUGUGGGCCAGAUAAGGCCCAAUCGCCUUAUCAAUCCGGUUCACGGACAGUUCAGGAAGAGGCCUAUUUUUACAUGAGUAGAAUGUGUCCUUUUAUUUAAAAUGUGCAUCUGGGUUAUUUGUGGGGCCUGCCUGGUGUUUUUACAUGAAUAGAAUGUGUCCUUUUAUUUAAAAUGCAUCUCUGGGUUAUUUGUGGGGCAUAGGAAUUCGUUCAUCCCCCCCCCCCCAAAAAAUAGUCUGGCCCACCACAUGGUCUGAGGGACGGUAGACCGGCCCAUGGUUGAAAAAGGUUGCUGACCCCUGCCGUACAGAGUCCUCAUGUGGGUUCUCUAUCAGUAGGAGAAAAUAACAGGCCAACCAGAGAAUUCUGAGAAGCAAAGCAGCUAGUAAGCCUGAUCUUUAUUAAUCUGUUGCAACAGGGUCCUCGCUCACUCCACGCAGGAGGGAGAACACAGAACAAGCCCUUAUAUAUAGACUUUGAAACUGUCCACCCUGUAGCCCAAGACCACCCCCAUAACAUCAUACAUACAUCACAGAAGGAGGUGGUCUACAGCAGAAAUUAGAGAGUGUUGCUUCUCUCCUGUCUGCCACGAUACCUGAUCAUGCCUUACUUGACUGCCUUUUCUGGGUAGCCUGGCCAUUCCUUUGAGAUGGUAAAUACUUAGUUCCUGAAUCUCUCAUGCAUAUUAAUAACAGAUACUUGCCAGACUGUAUUUGAAAAGGGAGGUGUAAGCCCCUACAAUCAAAAGACAACCGGAAAGCUUUCCCCAUUUCCUUCCUCCUUGCAGAGAAAUAUUUGAGGUCAAUUUGGGAGAGUCAAAAUGGCGUCAGGAUUGUUCUCCUGUACUAUUUCAGACACGUGGCUUAUAUACUUAUGUGUUUGCUUUGUACAUUUAUGAACAUUUAUUUUAUAUCUGAGACCUGAGAAUUCUUAUAACAUCCUUCUUUUUAUAUGUCCUGAACAUUCGGCUUUGUGCAAUGUCCAGGAAUUCUAGCACGGUGGGAGAGGGAGCGAAACUUCAAUCUAUGCUGUGCUUAAUUUAAUAAAUGUCUGCCUUCUUGCAUCUCACUCGCUUUUCUUCAGCCCCUUUUUGGGGAAGGAGAAGUUCCCAGGGCUCCAGACUUCCUUUGUAGUGGAAUUUCUCUCCCCCCGCCCCUUGAUCUCUCUGGUUGUCAUUUUCUGAACCUUCUCCAACUCUGCAAUAUCCUUUCCACGCUGGAAACUGAACCUGGGAUUUCCCUGUGAGAAAGUCCUGCAGGUUUAACCCACUUCCCCUGUGAUAGGAAUUUUGAGGUCUUAGAUAUAUGUUAAAUGUUCAUAAGUGUACCAACCAAGCACAUACAUAGAUCAGCACAGGAAGACCGACCUGGAACCAUUUUGAUUCCCAAACUGUCCCAAACUGAGCAAAUGUUUUCUCUGCAAGGUCAAAGGAAAAUGGAAAAGCCUCCCCAUUGUCUUUUCCUUCACAAAUCCUGUCUUAAGGGUAUGUCUGUGUUUGAAUAGGGUGUGAGCCUGUGACCUGGCCCAGGAACUAAAUAUUUAUCAUUACAAAAGACUGGCCAGGCUACCCGCAAUCCAGUCAAGUAACCUGCCAGACAGGAGAUAAACAAGGACAGGAGAAAAACAACAUUCAAAAUUUCUGUUUUAGACCGCCUUUUCUGUGAUGUAGGUGUGAUGUAUCUGAGGGGUGGUCUUAGGUUACACCCCUUCUGUGAUGUUCUGGGGGUGGUCUUGAUCUACAGGGUGCCAAUUUCAAAAGUCUUUAUAAGGCCUUGCACGCCAUUUUUCUGGGUCCCUCCUCUCUCCUGCAGGUGAGGGGAGCACCCUGUUGCAACAGAUCAAUAAAGGCCAAGCCUACAGGCUGCUGAUUUGCUCCAAGUAAUCCUGGUUGGUGUCUUUGUUUUUGUCCAAGGGAGCCCUCGGAUUUUUUCCGUUAACACCCCUAUGAUCCCCACCCAAAUCCCUGUCUCCUUCCUUUUCUCCCUCUGCCCUUUUCCGACCGCAGGGACCUGAAACUCGAGAACCUUCUCCUCGACAAGCGCGAAAACAUCAAGAUCUCAGACUUUGGCUUCUCCAAGAUGGUGUCCACCCAGACGCAGCCUCCCCCGACGCCGUCCUACCGCAUGAUGAGCUGCUUCUCGCACCUGAGCCAGACGUACUGCGGCAGCUUCGCCUACGCUUGCCCGGAGAUCUUGCUGGGCCUGCCCUACAACCCGUUCCUCUCUGACAUCUGGAGCAUGGGGGUCAUCCUCUACACCUUGGUGGUGGCCCACCUGCCCUUCGACGACACCAACCUCAAGAAGCUGCUGCGGGAGACGCAGAAGGAGGUCAGCUUUCCCAGCCACCUCCAGAUCAACGAGGAAAUCAAGGUGAGCAGCAUGACACCUAGGAGCCGUACCCACAAAAGCCACCAGGGGGCACCAUGCCAAUACCACUGAGUGCCACUAGGGAUGUGGGUGGCGCUGUGGUCUAAACCACUGAGCCUCUUGGGCUUGACGAUCAGAAGGUCGGCGGUUCGAAUCCCUGCGACGGGGUGAGCUCCCAUUGCUCGGUCCCAGCUCCUGCCAACCUAGCAUGCCAGUGCAAGUAGAUACUGUAUUUUUCGCUCUAUAAGACGCACCAGACCAUAAGACACACCUAGUUUUUGGAGGAGGAAAACAAGGAAAAAAAUAUUCUGAAUCCCAGAAGCCAGAACAGCAAGAGGGAUUGCUGCACAGUGAAAGCAGCGAUCCCUCUUGCUGUUCUGGCUUCUGGGAUAGCUGCGCAGACUGCAUUCGCUCCAAAAGACACACACACAUUUCCCCUUACUUUUUAGGAGGGAAAAAUUGAGUCUUAUAGAGCAAAAAAUACGGUAAAUAGGUAGCACUGCAGUGGGAAGGUAAACGGCGUUUCCGUGCGCUCUGAUUUCCGUCAUGUCAGAAGUGGUUUAGUCCUCCUGGCCACACAACCCGUAAAGCCAUCUGCGGACAAAUGCCGGCUCCCUCAGCCUGAAAGCGAGAUGAGCGCCACAACCUCAUACUCGCCUUUGACUGGACUUAACCGUCCAGGGGUCCUUUACCUUUACCUACUCAUGGGAUAACGGUGUGGUGCCCAUACCCCAGUAGGGGGUGUUGAUGUGGGGGCCCUGUAUCCAGGCCCUCAAAAUCCCCUAUGGGGUACUUGUGCAAUGGUGCCCAUACCCUCAAAUGCCACUAGGGGGUGCUGCUGCAUGGGUGCUACAUCAAUACCCUCAAAAACCACUAGGGGGCAGUUGCAGGACAGUGGUGCUUCUAUGCCUGCCCCCCUAAAAAGCUACUCAGAGGUCCUCAUGUAAGACGUGUUGUCUCCUCUCCCCUUGCCCUUAACUCACAGCUUCUCCUCCUCCUUGGGCUUUUUUUUUAAAAAAGUUUUUAUUAUUAAAAUAAUUCAACAUUAGUACACACAUAUUGUGAAUAUACAAGCAUACAAACAUACAUUUCAUACAGUCCUUAAAAAUGUUCAAACAUACCUACACUCAAUCCCUAACCCUAACCCUUUUCCCAUCACCAUCCACCACCCCUCACCCCACCUUUGUGUUGGACUUCCAAUUUACUUAAUUGAGAUUUCUUCCCACUUCUGUUACUUUCUUUCACACACCUUUAACCUAAUUUCAUGCUUCUUUUUCUAUUACACAUCAUUAUCCAUCUUAUUUAGUAUUUCAGUAUUUAAAACGGAACUUGUUUAUUCUAAUAGGAGUUCUGAUUUUUCAGUAUGGUUUUGCAAGUAUCCUUUAAACACCUUCCAGUCCCUGUCUAUCUUCUCUUUUGAGAUCUCCUCCUCGGGCUUUUAACUGGGUUGGAACAGGCAGAAAUCCAACAGGUGUGGUUUUUCCAGCCAGUGCCAUUCACACGCCAGCCUGGCUGCAGCGCCAAUACUCUCGAGUGCAGCAGGCGUACUUACUGUGAGGCUGGCCCUGCAUCAACCUCUCCACCCACCCAGCACCCUGAGGCUGUAUCACGGGGGUGGCAGGAAUGCCAGCUACACCCUGGCUGAUCACCUGGUUCCUCUGAGCAAGGAGAGGAGCUGUUCCCCGACUCUCAUGGCGCCUUCCUCCUGGAGCCUUCCUUCUCCCCACGUUACCAGCUUCCAACGAUUGGCAAGACACGACUGACCGAGGAGGUGGGCACUCAGCGCCUGGGAGUUCAGAAGAGGGCGAAAAACACCAGCCGCAGGCAGAGUUGGGGGUUCUUUCCCGCCCACGGCAGAAGUCCAAAUUUAUCGGGGCUCCUAACUAAUUUGGGGUGGCCUUGUUGGCUCUUGCGGGCUGCAGCAAGAGAAAUAUGUCACCCAGAUCUGAGGAAACAAGCCAGACGCCACUGUAAAUCAGUUAGGACAGGAGUCCUCAAACUUUUUAAACAGGGGGCCAGUUCACUGUCCCUCAGACACUGUUGGGAGCCGGACUAUAGUUUGAAAAAAUAAUAAUGAACGAAUUCCUAUGCACACGGCGCAUAUUUUAUUUGUAGUGCACAAAAACAGGAAACCAAUACAAUAUUUAAAUUGAAGAACGGUUUUAAUCAACAUAAACUUUUAAGUAUUUCAAUGGGAAGUAUGGGCCUGUUUUUGGCUCCUGAGGUGGUCAGUAUCCGGUUUCAUAUUUGUCACUAGUCGUAGCAAGUGUUUAUCAGUUAGUCUGGAUCUGGUUGGAGAUUUCACAUGUUUCAUUCGGGGAAAAGUCUGUUCACAGACAUAGGUAAAGGUAAAGGGACCCCUGACCAUUAGGUCCAGUCGUGACCGACUCUGGGGUUGCGGCGCUCAUCUCGCUUUAUUGGCCGAGGGAGCCGGCGUACAGCUUCCGGGUCAUGUGGCCAGCAGGACUAAGCCGCUUCUGGCGAACCAGAACAGUGAACGGAAAUGCCGUUUACCUUCCCACCAGAGCGUUACCUAUUUAUCUACUUGCACUUUGAGGUGCUUUCAAACUGCUAGUUUGGCAGGAGCAGGGACCGAGCAACGGGAGCUCACCCCGUCAUGGGGAUUCGAACCGCCAACCUUCUGAUCGGCAAGUCCUAGGCUCUGUGGUUUAACCCACAGCGCCACCCGCGUCCCUGUUCACAGACAUAGGUGCUGCCAAAGAUGGUUGCGAUUUUGAGUGCACGGUUCCUGAGAUUAAGAUAUGUCUCAGAGGGGAGAGAUGCAUAGAAAUUAGUGAGGCUGCCUGAUUUGAAUGUGUCUUUCCCAAUUUUGUAGUUCGGCCAAUUCCAUUUGGUAAAUCGGAUUGACAGUUUCAGUGUCAACAGAAAACUCUCAGCCACAGAGCAUAGAAGGAGAGAAUGCAAAAGCACCGGCCUGUGUGUGCCAGGAUCACAUCAUCCCUCCUCUUGCACGCACACUGUCCUCCUUCCCCACAACCAACCAUCCACUCGCGGUAUCAACGGACGCCGGAUGCAGAGGCCGUGCUAAGGCACAGGACGCCAUACUUCCUUUCGCCAUAGACCUGUUAGACAGCGGCGGGUUCUGCAAUUGCCGGGCAGGCCGGGUUCAGGACUGUGGCAGGCCUGAUUUGGCCUGCGGACCGUAGUUUGAGGACCCCUGGAUUAGGAGGACUGCAAGAUGCCUCAAAAGGUUAAAGUUUGUUGUUUGAUCCCGGAGGAAAUGAACACGACUCCCGUGACUCCCCUCCUCCUUCCUGGGAGCCUGAUUUUGCCGUCUCCUUAGGUCAGCGUGCGGAAUCAUGUGCCAACUCCCCGAACCUUAAGAAUGUAAGGCCCGAUGGGGCUCUUUUACUGGGGCUUGCAGGUAACACACUCCCAAGGUCGUUUUCUGGGCUUCUUCAGUGGUCUAAUAUCAAAGCCUUGAUAUGUAUAUUGAUAUUCAGUUUCAUAAUGAAUAGUAUUUCUUGGCUUAAACUUAAGAGACCGAUUUGCUUAGCAAUCAGCGGCCUCACUUGGACUGCCAGGGCGAAACAGGUGCAAAACGCUGGUACCCUGUCUACAACUUCAUGAACAUUCAUCUACAACUUCACUAGCAUCCCUCAGUAUUGUGAACAACACCAAACUUACCCUUUGUUGCUAUCUUUAUGAACUUACUUAAAAAGAUAAAGAAAGCAAAGGACUAAGUCAAGCAUUUGAAAAAUCUAUUGAAAUAAGACAUUAGAAGUUCAUCUUAGGUUGGGUAGUUUGUAAGUUUCUGUGGUUUUGGCACAAGGUUUUGUAUUUUUCUCAGAAGAUUGAUAAAGAAUGUAAAAUUAUUUUGGUAAUUAAUGGUAAAGGUAAAGGCACCCCUGACCAUUAGGUCCAGUCGUGGCCGACUCUGGGGUUGCGGCAUUCAUCUUGCUUUAUUGGCCGAGGGAGCCGGCGUACAGUUUCCGGCUCAUGUGGCCAGCAUGACUAAGCCGCUUCUGACGAACCAGAGCAGCGCACGGAAAUGCCGUUUACCUUCCCACCGGAGUAGUACCUAUUUAUCUACUUGCACUUUGACGUGCUUUCGAACUGCUAGGUUGGCAGGAACAGGGACCGAGCAACGGGAGCUCACCGCGUUGCAGGGAUUAGAACCGCUGACCUUCUGAUUGGCAAGUCCUAGGCUCUGUGGUUUAACCCACAGCGCCACCCGCGUCCCUUUUUUGGGGGGGUAAUUAUUGUGUGUAUAUUAGUCGCCAACGUGUUGCACGAGUCGUACUACUUCUGUCAACAGCACAGGUUGCAUUUUUCUAGCAUCAGUCGUUAAGCUGGAAUGUGGAGUUAACCAGGGCUAUUGACUGUUUGGCUCCAAAGCACCCUCUCCGAUUGCAUGGAGUCCGGACAGCCCCGUGGUUUUCCACGGAUCUGAGGGCAAUGAAACAAUCGUUGAGACGGCUAGAGCGCCGGUGGCGGAUAACCCAUUCUGAAUCUGACCGGACACGGGUUAGAGCUCAAUGUCGAGCCUACCAAGUGGCGAUAGCGACGGCGAAGAAGACUUUCUUCACCGCCUCUAUUGCAUCUGCGGAAAAACAGCAGCAGGAGACUCUUUCAGGUGGUUCGCAAUUUAGCGGAACCACCUGCUCCAUCAGGGCCCAGUAGCGGCCACAUGAUCUCCUGCAAUGACUUUGCAAAGUUUUUGCAGAUAAAGUCGCUCAGAUUCGAGAAGAGGUAGACUCCACCGUGGGAGCAGGGCCGGGGCGGGAGAGUGCUAGAGUCCUGUCUAGUCAAGUUGUGUGGGAUCAAUUCCAAUCUGUUACCCCCGAGGAUGUGGACAGGCUGCUUGGACGAGUGAAACCAACCACUUGCCUCCUUGAUCCUUGCCCAUCCUGGCUUAUAAAAGCUAGCCGGGAAGGACUGGGCGAUGGGCUUCGUGGGGUGGUGAAUGCUUCCCUCUGUGAGGAGCCUUCCCAGACCCGCUGAAAGAGGCGGUUAUUAAACCGCUUCUUAAAAAACCAUCUUUAGAUGCGGCCACGAUAGCCAACUAUCGCCCAGUCUCAAAUCUUCCAUUCUUGGGCAAGGUGAUUGAGCGAGUGGUUGCUGAACAACUCCAGGCACGCCUGGAAGAAGCGGACCAUUUGGAUCCCUUCCAGUCGGGAUUCAGGCCUCAUCAUGGGACUGAAACUGCCUUGGUCGCACUGGUUGAUGAUCUCCGGCGGGCUAGGGACAAAGGUGAGAGCUGUUUCCUAGUUCUGCUGGAUCUCUCAGCGGCGUUUGAUACCAUCGACCAUAACAUCCUUCUGGACCGUCUUGAGGGGCUGGGAGCUGGGGGCACUGUUAUACAGUGGUUCCGCUCCUUCCUCCUGGGCCGUGUUCAGAAAGUGGUGGUGGGGGAUGAGUGUUCAGACCCCUGGGCCCUCACUUGUGGGGUGCCUCAGGGUUCUGUCCUCUCCCCCCAUGCUUUUCAACAUCUACAUGAAGCCGCUGGGAGAGAUCAUCAGGGGAUUUGGGCUGGGUGUUCAUCAGUAUGCAGAUGAUACCCAGCUCUACCUCUCUUUCAAAUCAGAACCAGUGAAGGCAGUGAAGGUCCUGUGUGAGUGCCUGGAGGCGGUUGGAGGUUGGAUGGCGGCUAACAGAUUGAGGUUGAAUCCUGACAAGACAGAAGUACUGUUUUGGGGGGACAGGAGGCGGGCAGGUGUGGAGGAUUCCCUGGUCCUGAAUGGGGUAACUGUGCCCCUGAAGGACCAGGUGCGCAGCCUGGGAGUCAUUUUGGACUCACAGCUGUCCAUGGAGGCACAGGUCAAAUCUGUGUCCAGGGCAGCUGUUUACCAGCUCCAUCUGGUACGCAGGCUGAGACCCUAUCUGCCUGCGGACUGCCUCGCCAGAGUGGUGCAUGCUCUGGUUAUCUCCCGCUUGGAUUACUGCAAUGCGCUCUACGUGGGGCUACCUUUGAAGGUGACCCGGAAACUACAACUAAUCCAGAACGCGGCAGCUAGACUGGUGACUGGGAGCGGCCGCAGAGACCACAUAACACCGGUCUUGAAAGACCUACAUUGGCUCCCAGUACGUUUCCGAGCACAAUUCAAAGUGUUGGUGCUGACCUUUAAAGCCCUAAACGGCCUUGGUCCAGUAUAUCUGAAGGAGCGUCUCCACCCCCAUCGUUCUACCCGGACACUGAGGUCCAGCACUGAGGGCCUUCUGGCGGUUCCCUCACUGCAGAAGCCAAGUUACAGGGAACCAGGCAGAGGGCCUUCUCGGUAGUUGCGCCUUCCCUGUGGAACACCCUCCCACCAGAUGUCAAAGAGAACAACAACUACCAGGCUUUUAGAAGACAUCUGAAGGCAGCCCUGUUUCGGGAAGCUUUUAAUGUUUGAUGUAUUAUAGUAUUUUAAUAUUCUUUUGGAAGCCGCCCAGAGUGGCCGGGGAAGCCCAGCCAGAUGGGCGGGGUAUAAAUAAUAAAUUAUUAUUAUUAUUAUUAUAAGCAGCAACAGCAUGCAUGAUGGUUUGCGGAGUACAAAAGGGCAGGCUGCGUCCUCUACGGUUUACGGUCUUCCCCGCGAGAUGGCUGUUGCUAAGAUGUGUUUGUGAGAGAGAGAUCUUGGGUAAAUUCAGAAGCGGAUUAGAGUUCCAAAAAUUCACGGAGACCCUUGCUAUGUUUUGCUACAGACAUAGCUUUCAUUGGGGCUUUGGGGGGGGGCGGAGAAACUUGGCCAGAUGAACUAUUGUGUUGUUGUUUUUUCAAACAACCUGUUACUAAGACCCUCCCAGUUAAAUCAUAAAAUUGUAGAGUUGGAGGGGAAGAAGAAGAAGAAGAGUUUGGAUUUGAUAUCCCGCUUUAUCACUACCCUAAGGAGUCUCAAAGUGGCUAACAAUCUCCCUUUCCCUUCCUCCUCCACAACAAACACUCUGUGAGGUGAGUGGGGCUGAGAGACUUCAGAGAAGUGUGACUAGCCCAAGGUCACCCAGCAGCUGCAUGUGGAGGAGCGGAGAAUCGAACCCGGUUCCCCAGAUUACGAGACUACCGCUCUUAACCACUACACCACACUGGCUCUGACCCUGCACACUGAUGACCCUGCAAGUCAUCUAAUCCAACCGCCUGCAAUGCAGGAAUCUUUUGCCCCAUGUGGGUCUCGAACCCACAACCCUGAGAUUUAAAGGUCUCGUGCUCUACCGACUGAGCUACCCCAGGUCCCAGACAGGAGCUUUUUCGUUUCAAGUAUUGUUCAAUGCAAAGGACGGCUGUGCACACCUUGAUCUCCGAGGAGCUAGAGACUCCGGUGCUUACCUGCAAUUUGGUUGCGUUUCCUUGGAAAUUAAGAUCAGUGGAGACUGCAGUGUCCUCAGGAUAUACAUAUUACACAGAUAUACAGCCUUAACACUCCAGCAGAUCUUGCCUGUUCAUGAUUACAAGUCCUGCACACAUCAAGACAAGCCUCUGUCUCUCCAGCUUCCAGCAUCAGUGAAAACUCACAACCAACUUGCCUGAUUCCAACUUCCUAGGAUCAUGUGGCAUCCAGCCAGGCGAGUUCGGAAAGUGCUUACACCUUCCUGGAAGCAUCUCGAGUAGUCGCUAUGGCAACACAUCUCUUCCCAGUUAACGCCUUAAGAUGCUGAUGAGGCCACCAAGACCAUUACCUGAACAAAGGAACUGGUUUCCUCUUGCAGAUUCUAACCUUGCAGGUGUAGGAUCGCAGGUUCGGGACCCCUGGGCAUCAUCCAAAUUGACCCCCCUAAAAAAAUCUAUUGCUAGAAUCGAAGAUUGUUGUUGUUGUUUAGUUGUUUAGUCGUGUCCGACUCUUCGUGACCCCCUGGACCAGAGCACGCCAGGCACUCCUGUCUUCCACUGCCUCCCGCAGUUUGGUCAGACUCAUGCUGGUAGCUUCGAGAACACUGUCCCACCAUCUUGUCCUCCGUCGUCCCCUUUUCUUGUGCCCUCAAUCUUUCCCAACAUCAGGGUCUUUUCCAGGGAGUCUUCUCUUCUCAUGAGGUGGCCAAAGUCUUGGAGCCUCAGCUUCAGGAUCUGUCCUUCCAGUGAGCACUCAGGGCUGAUUUCCUUCAGAAUGGAUAGGUUUGAUCUUCUUGCAGUCCAUGGGACUCUCAAGAGUCUCCUCCAGCACCAGAAUUCAAAAGCAUCCAUUCUUCGGCGAUCAGCCUUCUUUAUGGUCCAGCUCUCACUUCCAUACAUCACUACUGGGAAAACCACAGCUUUAACUAUAUGGAUGUUGUCUAGGUUUGUCAUUGCUUUUCUCCCAAGAAGCAGGCGUCUUUUAAUUUCAUGGCUGCUGUCACCACCUGCAGUGAUCAUGGAGCCCAAGUAAGUAAAUGACAGGCGUAAUUUUUUGCGGAGGGCUCCUGCUUCUUUGCUGCUCCGGUCUCCCAUAACUCUGAGCAGGGAUGGGAAAGUUGUGGCCAAACAGGGCAUCAUAAAGGCUACAACAGCCGGCUGCCCCGAGGCCUUUGGCCACACUGGAGGGAGAUGAUUGGAUCUGGAGUCCAAGAAGACCUGGCAGGGCACACCUUUCCUCCUACCCCAGAUCUAGCGAAGGCCUCUUUAUAAACGAUUCCUCCUGCGACACACAAGGGAAUAAUCCAAAACCGAAAGCAAACCUGCUUUUCCACUUUGGAACAAUUGUUUUCACCCAGUUGCAAAUUCAGUUGCUUAAUCGGUUGCCUCUCAUACAGUGAAGAUCUUUUUAGUUGUGAGAGAGCGCACUACAAUUCCCUGAAUUACCCAGGAAGAGAUUCGUGCUUAAAAGCAGCUCCAAGGAAUCGUGUCUCUGUGAAGGGGAUAGGGGUCUCCUAGCAACUCUCAGCACCAGUGCUGGGUUUAUGUAUAAGCUAAACAAGCUAUAGUUUAGGGCCCCACUCUCUUGGGGGCCCCAAAAAAUCUAAAGGAGGAAAAAACUGGAUGUACAUUUCCAAAACAUAAGAUUAAAAACAAAUAAAUAAAACCUUCAUACAGCAACAGUGUUUUGUGUUGUGUAGGCUCCUAUGAUGUAAGUCAUGGGCCUAGCCUACUUCCUAAAAUAUCACUGGUUUGCUCCUUUCUAUAUAUAGGGUGCCUACAUUCUGCACGGACUGGUUGCAUGGCAACAUGGGCAAAUGGUUUUAGAUACCUAUGAGGUCCAUAAAUUACCAUAUAGCAUAUAUUCAAUCCAAAAACCAGCGACAAUUUGUUAUUGACAAAGGACAGCUGGACAUAUAAAGGGUCCCGUUACCUUCAGUAGCUGAGGGCCUCAUCAAACUUAAAUCUGGCCCUGCUCAGUACCCAUAACAAACUAGAGUUCCCACGAGCUUUUUUUUUGGGGGGGGGGGAGUUAUGGCUGUUUAAAGUGGAGUGACACUGCUUUAGAGGUGUAAUCCAUGAAGGAACUGUGCACUUCUGAAUUUGCCCGUGCACUACUUGGAAAAGGUUUUGUGGAUGGCUACCAGCCAUGACGGGACGCGGGUGGUGCUGUGGGUUAAGCCACAGAGCCUAGGGCUUGCCGAUCAGAAGGUCAGCGGUUCGAAUCCCCGCGAGGGGGUGAGCUCCCGUUACUCAGUCCCUGCUCCUGCCAACCUACCAGUUCAAAAGCAUGUCAAAGUGCAAGUAGAUAAAUAGGUAUCACUCCGGCGGGAAGGUAAACGGCGUUUCCAUGUGCUGCUCUGGUUCGCCAGAAGCGGCUUAGUCAUGCUGGCCACAUGACCCGGAAGCUGUACGCCGGCUCCCUUGGCCAGUAAAGCGAGAUGAGUGCCGCAACCCCAGAGUCGGCCACGACUGGACCUAAUGGUCAGGGGUCCCUUUACCUUUUACCAGCCUUGAUGGCUGGGCUCGGUGUCCGCUGCCAUGUGUCUGAACGCCAGUUGCUGGGAACUGCAGGAGGGGAGAGGGCCCUUGUGUUCGAAUCCUGCUCGUAGGUUUCCCACAAGCCCCCUGGGAGAACAGGUGGGCAGAUUUAGCUGGGCGGUUGCCCUAAUCCAAAGCCUCCUCCUUCGUAGUGGUUCAACCCGGACCGCCUGUCUCUCUCGCCCCUGCAGGAACUGGUCCACCGCAUCCUGCGCCCAGCUUCCAAGCGGCUGAACAUCCUGGAGGUGCUCAAAGUCCCUUGGGUCCUCAAGUUCCUGGCUGAGAAGCCGACCACCGAGAUCAAGGCCCUGGAAGCGAUCUGCGGACCCCGGGCAGCCGACACCAGCAAGAACGCCACCACACCCAGCACCACCAAGUCCCGCUCCCUCACCUUCACGCCGGACAAAAAGAAGGCUGCCAGCCGGACCCGCAGCACCGGGCAGAUCAAGGGGACGAAGACCCAGGAGAAGCCCAUCUGAAGGAAGGGAGACAUCUUGGAACGAGGGAUGGGGGGAGAUCUCAGGCCGGAGUCUCUCACUUACAGUGACCGGCCGAUAUUUUCUUUGAGGGGGCGAAAGUCCAGGGGGUGGGUGGUCUAGGGUGUGCACAGGGACCGUAGGGGGGAAAAGGAGGGCAGGGAACACCCAGAAAUAGCGUUGCAGCCCCUUCUCUUCAUCAGGCCUAAAGGAACAAAAGCAGCAGCAGGUUUCGGAACCUGACGUUUGGGUGCCAUCUCUGAAAUGCGAGAUUAAAACCGAAAACAGAACAGUC
Podarcis lilfordi (Lilford's wall lizard) is the source of this 25139-nucleotide messenger RNA. Lineage: Eukaryota; Metazoa; Chordata; Lepidosauria; Squamata; Lacertidae. The record is from the annotation of a GenBank genome assembly.